CGAGACUACACGGUCUAUUCGGAUUCAUCUAACGUCGCCGUGCAUUGUUAUUAUUAAUAGUAUUAUUAUUGUUAUUUUUAUUUAAAGAUAAGCUAACAGAGGCGUAAGGAAAGACCUGUAACUGAGGAAUAAAUUCUACGGUCAACAGAAGACUUUCCUUUCGACGUGGACCCAUCACUCGACAUCACCUUUGAAUCGUGCUGAUAUGUGAGUAAAUGAUUUUUCUACUGGGAAUAUUAAAAAGCGACGCUCACACACGCAGACCCUAUAAAUAAUUGUAUUUCUCGAUUUAAAGACAGUGUGAUUCUGUAUUUUGCGAUGAUGUUUGCCAGCGAUACCUUUAAUGCUGUUAUUUCUAACCUUCAUAAAUUGUUUAUUGGGAUCACUAAACGAUACAGAGGAAGGGUUUGCAGUAUUAUUAUUGUAGAUAUUGCAAAAAACAAUUAAAUGCUGUAUUUCGAGCAUCAGGCUGUGUAUAAUAUAUUUAAAGCACGCCCAUUGGCUACAAUGAAGUCAUGUGGAGGCAUGUUUCAUUGCCUCCCGUGUAGAUGCUCUAUAAGAUGGCCUCUUCUGAUGUGGGCUUAAGAAAAGCCCUCUGUAGUGUUACACCCGCUUUGGUCAGUCGUAUUUGCCAUCUUUGUGGCGUCGCAGGCGUAUGUAUCAGGAUCUAUUUCAUCGGCUUUUAUUUGGCGUGGAGUGAUGGUCAUUUUCUGAUGUGCUCAUGUUGUUGUUGGGCGUGUGUGGUGUCCUCAUCAAAACAGGAGGGGUACCCCCCUGUCAAACACAGGGAAUGCAAAUGGCUGAUGGGGGGUGAGAGGGUGUAUAAAAGGGAGCAGAUGCUGAGUGAAAUGUUGUGGUGGUUCCCUCCCCAUAUCAGACUGCCCCCCACCCCCACCCCUAUGUUGUUACUCAGCCCUGUAAUCCCUGAGCAGCCUGAGUGACCAUCAGCAGGGCUGCCUCAGUCUCCUGGGCUUUCAUUACAACAACACUGUGUUGUGAAAAGACACAGCUCGAAACACUAAGCAAGGGGGGAGUUAUGAUUGAAAGUUUGAUUUAUGAUUUAUUUUGGAGAUUUUGAACAUAAUACAUGAAUAUAACAACUGCAAUAUAAACACCAUACUUAAAGAAGGGUUGAAACUAAAACUACAUCUUUGGAACCUGGUAGAAAAAGGGCAGUUUACCUCCCACCCACCUCUCAUCCUAACAGAAAAUAAUAAUGGGAUAGGGUACAAUAGGUACAAGCAGUAAAGACAGUGGUAGUCCAAAAUCAACUGUGCAUACCUGUAUAUGGCCCAUACAGAGACCGACAUAUGUGAUGACUGAAAGUUGUGUGUUGAUGUGCUCUGUAUGUUGUUUUAGAAGACACAGGAGAUAAUGUUGAUAUUCCAUUGUGCCUCAUUUGACUGUCAUUCUAGACAGCAGUUUGAGAUAUCUGUAUCUGAAUAUAUGUUCAUAACAUCAAGUUACUCUAUGAAGGGACAAUUUUAAAGCCAAUUAUUCAUAUUUCCACUUCGACUUAAUGGUGCAGGCCAGGGCAUGUUGAAAGCUAUGACGCUCUGGGAACAGCAGUUACAGAAAAGUGAUGUUCUCACACAGAGAGAUCUGACUUUGUGGCUCUGUGUGCGCAUCAUUAAAAUACUGGGAACAUUGUGGUAUAAGUGGUCAAGAAAUUACAGGAAAUUUGUGUAAGUUGACGGUUAGAGGUGACUCAGAAAUAUGAUAGUGGUUUGGAGAAAAAUAAAAGAGAAGUCGCCCUGUUAGCUGUAAGAAGAGGAAAUCCGCCAUGUCCUUAUUUGUGCUGCCUCGAUGAAGAAAACUGGUGAAUGAAGAGAUUGCGCUGACUUGGGAGACUGUGAGUCACUCACUUCCAGUCUUGAGCUGACACAAGCUUGCCUGCAAUAAGUGAGAGAGACAGAAGAUGGUAGAAAAUCGUGUGGAGAAUAAAAAAUCAAGUCCGGUUGAAUCAGGCCUAUUUAUAGAUUGUCUGUCUCUAAAGCAGGUCUCCAAGGAUUAGAGAAGAUGAAAGUGGAGGAUAACAAAGGCAUGAGUUCAGUGUGUCUUAUUUCAAUCUUCUGAAACAGCAAAUGAUAUAAACUUUGAUACUGAGGAUACAUCUGUUAAAACUGACAUAUUCUGGUUGUCUUCCCACACAGAAGACUUAGAGUUUUUCCAAAUAACAAAACCCAUCACUUGAUUUGUAGUUUCUUUUUUCGCUUCAGAGAGAGAAACGCUCAGACUUCACUUCUGCGUUCAGUUUUAUCGUUGUUGCCAUGGCGAAGGAUUAGAUUUAAUUUUAGUCCUCUGCUUCCUGUUGAGGGGGAGGAAUAGAUGCAGUUGAUGUAAUGGUGGUUGGAACUGGAGAUUAUUUUUAUAUUUAAUCCUGGACUUUAUUUGAUGACACAUCUGCCAUGCAAUGAGAUGUAUGUAAGGCAGUAUUUCAGGCAAUGCCCACCAAGAAAGCAGAGGUGGCUCUACAGAACAGAUUCUAGUGUUUGACAGAAUUGAAGAGAGCUUGCAACCAAUUUAGUGUAACUUUUAUUCCCUCAAACUUAUUCUUGAUCACUAAUAUAUAGGGUAAUGUAAUUUAAGAUGUGCAGAGUUGUGUUUGCACAUAUUUUCUGCUGCUAAAAAGAGCAUUCAAUCUAUCAAAUACUCUUUCAAAAGACCAUUAUGUGUUUUUAAGUGUCUCUAUCAAUCUGCCCAAUGUGUCUUUCCAACAAGGAAACAAGACUAGUUGCAGCAUAGCUCGAAACAUGCAUCUAUCAUGAUGUCAGGAUGAUGCCUUGGUUAAGUCAGUGUCUGUCAAUGUAUUGUGAAAUGACAGCUUAACUCAUACCUCCUCCUGAAUCAAAAAUGCCAGAAAAAAAGAUGCAACAUAAAAGCAAACCCUGCUAUUCAGAAGUGCUGCUGCUGCUGCUGCUGCUAAACAUAUUUUCCCAUUUUAUAAAAUCCAGCACUGAAGGAGAUCAAAAGAGGCAGAAAUGUUUUUGCUGUUUGGCAUGCUGAGUCACUGGGUAAACCCACAAGGCUCCCACACUGCAGAGCAUGAAUAAAUGGCAUCAAAACAGCUAUCAGCUAAUCAGGGAACAUUGGACAUAAACACUCAUUAACACCCGCAGGCGAACACACUGCAAGUCUACCAGCAAGCCAGCAGUAAUGAGUCACCAUUUUAAAAGAUCGCCUCACUUGUGGAGGUUAAACAGAAUUAUGAAACAGGAGGUUUGUUUGGCUGUUUUUUGUUGUUUUGCACAAUGGAGUAGGUGCAACAAUCGUCUAAAUCGAAGGUUUUUCUGACUUGCUUGCUACAGAUAGAAAAAUCACACUCAUCCCUUUAGUAUGACCGUGCCAAAGCAGUUUCUUAUCCUCUGUUUUCCAUGUUUUCAUGUUAGUGGUCAGUUGCACGCCCUAAGCCUGUUAGCAGUGCUUAGCGUUCGGUCCCAUCGUUUGGCCUCAUGAGGCAAAGGCGGCACACUCAGCCAACAGCUUUAAAGUCAGUGUCCUUAGAGGCUGAGGUACGGUCACAGCUUUUUGGUGCCACAGUUCUUAGCAUUGACACAUCCACCAUGGACAAGGGGGAUAACUUUAUGCUCGCUCCUUCAUGUCCCAAUAGGGGGAAAUAAUAGGCCGCUGUUUAUCAGUUAGCCUGUGAGUGUGGAGGAACUGCAGAGAGAGAGAUAAAACAGGCUCUUUAGCUGAAGCACAAUAAGCUGGUCCUGCUCUGAGAGGGCUUCCAGGGCUCCAUGCUUUGUGAUAAAGCUGUAACAAGCUGACUCACAGGCGCUCCCUCUAUUCUUUUCAUUUCCCCGACAUUGUUAUGCAGGGAAUAUACGUCGUCUGAAUAUUUCCACUCUAAAAGUUUCGAAAAAGCUUUUUGCUGUACUGUGAUGCACUCUCUCUGCACUUUUUCUUACCCCAAGUUUCUUUCUCCUUUUUUUCCUGUAGAGGCAUGUGUUUUACUUUACAUAAUCAGUCAUGGCAUAAAGCAAGGUCAAUGGUCCCAAACCCUCCCAUGUUUCAUGGUGAAAUAUGGUGUUUUUACAGACAGGAAUGCAUGUUAAAUGCUUCCAGAUGCUGUAAUUACAUUUAGUUUUUUUCCUCAGUGUCACACACAUUUGUAAUGUACAUGCUGCAUACUUAUACUCCUCAGUUUAAUGCAACAAUUACCAUGUGUUCCAAGAAAGAUUUUAGAAGUUAGAGACAUGAUUUAUGUUUGCCAAGUCUGCUUAUUAGAAACGGUUCCAAAUCCAUUUUUUUUAAUCUAAAUCAAGCAAUUUGUUUUGAAUGCAUAAUAAAAGCCCUGUCCUUUUUUUCUCCUCUUCACUUCCAGCCCUCUGUGUGGGAAUGGGAAAAGAUGGAGGAUAAGGGGCCUCGUGUAGCCGACUACUUUGUGGUUGCUGGCCUGACAGACUCGCCCAAGCCUUUGGAGGAAGAGCUUCACCUAGAUGAUGCCGGUCCCAAGUCUGUGAAAUCCAAUGCCCCCAUCACUGAUGUCGCUGUGGUGAUCCGCUCCCUGGGUGAGGAAGUACCCCCUGGUUUUACCUGCGUGGAAAGCACCCCCUCAGGCCUCUCUGCAGAGCUCAAUGGAGCCAGCCUCAGGGGCCCGCAAAUCUUCUUGUGCUUCAAGCGAGGCAGAGAUAAGCCUCCUCUGACAGAUCUUGGGUAAGCAGUAAUCCUCAGUCACUGACCCUUUACUCAGCCAGCAACGCUAAUCACUCCUCUGCUGUGGGUCACCAUAAUCUGCUCUUAAACACAUCCUCUAGUAUGACAUCUCUCAGUCAAUCCAAUCUCUCCGAUAAUAAUUUUAGACUAUCAGGUCUUAAAAGAAUCACAGGAUGUGUCAGCCUCACACUGUUUUGUGUUUUAGGAUUCUGUACGAGUGGAAAGAGAAGCUGAAGCCAGGAUGUCACAUCGUCCAGACCACGCCCUCAGGUCGCCCCGCCAACAUCAGCAGCUCAUCAUCCCAGCGCAUCUAUAUCACCUACCGCCGUGCCCCCAAGAGCCAGCCUCACACUUCACUGGCUGUCACUGAUGUCUGCAUUAUCAUCCCAGGCAAGGGGGAGACACCCCCUCACACCUUCUGCAAGGUGGACAAGAACCUGAACAGCAGCAUGGUGAGAAAGAGCACUGAGAACUCACCUGCACUGAUAAGCCUGCCUCAAUAAUGCAGGACGUGAUUGAUCUGUGGUGUUUAUCUCUUCUUUUGUUCCAGUGGGGAUCUUCUGUUUACCUUUGUUAUAAGAAGUCUCUGGCUAAAGCAAACACAAUCUCAUACAAAGCAGGUAAAGACUGGAUUCAGAGCUGUUAACCAUUCAUGCAUUAGAGUGGGAUUAUUAUCUGAAUAAUGAAAUAACUGUUAAAAUUAUUUGUUAAGCCGAAAAUCAAUAAGUAAACCAUUUUUAUUUAUAAAGAUCCAGAUCACAACAAUAUUAUCUCAUGACAGUUUACACAUGAAUCAGAUUCAAACUUUGUUGUUAGUUUUGUGGCGUCCAACACCACAACUUUAAAAAAGGCAAGCAGUGAACUCUGUGAAAGUUGGAACUGGCAGAAACCUUGAGAAAAACCAGACGUAUUGCUGUGUAACCAUCUGCCAAUUUUCCAUGUGAAGAAGGUUUGACAUCUAUGAUUGAUUGUGUUUGACUUGGUUGUAUGUGUGUCUUUGUGUCCAGGUCUGCUGUGUAGGUACCCUGAAGAAGACUACGAGUCUUUCCCACUGCCAGAGUCAGUACCUAUGUUCUGCUUGCCCAUGGGGGCUACAAUCGAGUGCUGGCCAGCACACACCAAACACUCCUUACCUGUUUUUUCCACAUUUGUGCUGACGGGGGCCUCUGGAGAAAAGGUAUAACCACCGGGUUUCAUUACAAAUCAUCAAACUGAUUUAAAAUGUGGACUCUCAUUUGUUGAAAUGAUCUUACUGUGUCCUGCAGAAUGCACAGAAACUUUCAAACAUGCAUAGGGAUUUUUCUAUGAGAAAGUUUUAAUCACAUCAUCAUUACAUAACAAAAAUAUACACACAAAAACAAAAUCAAAUUUUUAUCGGAUUCUUUCCCCCCAUACUCAUCACGCCUCUAAUAUCUCAGCUCAUUAGUGUCCCUUAUGGAUUCGUUUGUAGAUGAAGUGCAGUACUAUUUUUGAGAAUACCAGACAAUCCUAAUCAACUUCUCAACUGGAGAUGGAAUCUAAAAUAGUCGAAGGGCUGUGGCUGGAAUACUAAAUGGCCGUUAGUCUUUGAAAGCAAUGCAGCAUAAAAGAUUUUUUUUUUUUUGUGGCUCAUCUUUUGAAUAAUGGAUAGCUCAUGCAGCAUUUUUAUCCGCUCGAUGCCUCAGCGCUCCUUCUCUGCAACCUCUAGUCUUCAGACUGGUCUCCUGGCGUUGCCUUCCUGAAUUUAUUUGGGAAGAACAGCUUCAAAGAACUGAGAAUGAUUGCGCUUAUUUAUUAUGAUGCAUAUUCUCGAGUGGAGCCACCACAACUUCUUACAUGAUUAGUCUCAUUCAAUGGACCGCUGACUUCUGCAAUUUGCAUCUUUGUUAAGUCUGAACCUCCAGAGCAUGUCUGUCUGAGUGCAUAUUGGUGCGUGUGUCAGAUAGUCCCGUUCACCCUUGCACUGAUCUUUCUCCUUGCAGGUGUACGGAGCAGCCAUCCAGUUCUAUGAGCCUUACUCAGAGGAGAACCUGUCUGAGCGUCAGCGCUCACAGCUUGGCCUGCCAAGUUCUCAUCUGGGUUCUGAUGGGACCCGGAGUGUUUACAACAACAAGAGCAUCUGUCUCCUCUCCCACUGGCCCUUCUUUCAGUCCUUCAGGAGCUUUCUCACAUUUCUCUAUCGAUACUCCAUCUCUGGACCACAUGCCCUGCCUAUUGAAAAGUAAGUGGUGUUUCACAGAUUCACGCUCUUUUCUAAAGUUUGUCCUUCACUCUGGUUUAAACAUUCAGAUCCGUUUUUAGUCUCACUUUAUUAAGUAAUGAUGUUUUUACUCGCAGGCACAUCUCUCAUUUCAUGCAAACGGUGCCAUUCCCCUCCACCCAGAGACCACGCAUCCUGGUGCAGGUGAGUUUGAAUGUUACAUUUGAUGAGUCAGCUAACUCCUUCACACUUAUAUCUUAUAUUUGUUGUUUUGACUCAAAUGUCUUCAUAGUCUUGAGUUUAAUCCUUCACCUGCUGAAGCUCUAAUGCCUUAUUGCUCUUCUGUGUCUCACACAGCUGUCUCCACAUGACAGCCUGAUACUGAGCCAGCCCGUCUCCUCCCCGCUGCCUCUAAGGUACGAAAAAAAACAGUAAAAAUGUGAAGUAUGAGCAGGAAGAUGUCAUGUAUUUGCUGCCGCUUUGAUCAGGAACCUUUUGAUUUAUUUUGAUGUGUGUUUUUUUUUUGGUUUUCUAGCGGUGGAAGUCUGUCUACAUUACUGUUGAAUUUGGGCCCAAAGAACGCAGCCACUCUGCUGGUGCUGGCUGUCACAGAGCACAAGAUCCUGGUUCAUUCUCUGCGUCCAGCUGUACUCACCAGUGUUACGGAGGCCCUGGUUUCUGUGAGUCCUUUAUUUUUCCCACACAUAUCAUCUUAAUGAGUCUAAAGAGGGUGGUCUUUAAGUGAUUUAAUAGCUAAUGGUGGAUGUACUAUGAGGCACGACUCAAUUAAUUACAGAAGAUACUGGUGUAAUGCAUGGUCUGCAACAAUUGCCCAUAAGGUUGUCAUAAAAAGCUGGAAAUAAGACAGAUUGCUUGCUGACUAUGCGAUGAAGUAUAUCACAUUAUGAAAGAUAUUGUGAAUGUACAGUAUAUGCAGGGCUCAACAGUGCGACCAUUUCACUCACAUUUGCGGCUAAAAAUAGAUGUGUGCGAAAAAUGUAUUUAGGGGCACAUGUGUGCAUAAAAAAAAUUAGCUGAGGCAAAAAAUGUUUUUUCAUGUAAAUACCGCAGUGAAGUUAGUUUUAUGUUGGAUAUUCAUGGACAUUCAUUGCAGAUCUACUGAUGUCUUCUAACUCAGAUAACCGGGAACAGCAACAGCAGCGCGGUUAAAUCUACUCAGCAUCCUUGCUGUCAACGUCAGGUGUUGAAUAAGGGACCAUCAAUAAAUUACCGGUUGAUGUUCUCAGAAAAGGCUGUUUUCCUUCAGUAGCUUCCAUGUCACGUGAUCAAAAGACCUAAAAUUGAUUUUAAAUAAUAGUACUUAUGUCGACCAGUAAAACAAACAUUAUUUGAUCAAUUUUCAUUGUGCCUCGUAAGUUCUUUCAAUGUCAAAAAAGUGUUAAAAGUUAGUGUCAAGCCCUGAUAUGUCAUAUAACCUGGAACACAGCCUUCUGUCUCCAAGCAUUUAAGCUCCUCACUCUCACAAAUGUAAUGAUAAAAAUGUCUCCUCUCCAUCAGAUGAUUUUCCCUUUCCACUGGCCGUGCCCCUACAUCCCUCUGUGCCCGCUGGCUCUGGCUGACGUGCUCAGUGCACCGUGUCCUUUCAUCGUGGGUGUUGACUCCAGAUACUUUGACCUCUACGUGCCCCCAGCUGACAUAAGCUGUGUGGAUCUGGACACCAACACAAUCUCACAGUAAGUGACCCCUAACCGCUCUGUGAUGGAUGGCCUCCUUCAACUUUAAGACAGGCGGCCUGAAAUCAUCUCUGCUCCGUCAAGGUUUUUAUAGACUCUCCCCAGUGUUAUCUGCGUCUUCCCGUGUGAGUCUCUUAUGUAAUGCUAGGAACUGGAAUGUGAAAUGUUCUUACAGCAAAAGCCCAUUUGGGGUACCGCUGGAGUCCCACAUCCAUUUAAAAGCUUUCUGUGGAGAUUAGAUUGUCAGUCCACGUUUCUGUGAAUACAUCUUCCUUCUUAUAUCACUUAGCAGCAUUUCAUCAUUAUCCUCCCUUUUAAUGAAAACCAUAUGGUGUGCUUCCAGAAAAGAUGACAAGAAGGCUUUGACAUGGAAAAUCCUGCCCAGGAGAGCCUGUAAACAUCUUCUGAACACUCUGAAUAAGAUCCAUCAGCAGUUGACUGAAGGUGAGGCAUGUCUAAUGCGGUGUUGGUUGUGGAUUUAUGAAUAAUUUAGGCUCACUCCUUCAGUCUGUCGAGUCAGCCUGUACAGUCAGUUUUACAGGGAAGCCUUAUGGAUGCUUACGUUGUAACAUGAAACCAAUAGUUAAUGCUGAUGUAUUCUGGGUCAUUAAUUCUUAUGGUAAAUCUGUUUCCUUUCAUCAAACGUUAUCUACAUCAACAAAAAAUCUUAUUUACUGUAAAUCCCAGAAUUCAAGAGUCAGAUUUCAGCAUACUACUACGUGUCAAAUUGUUUGAGGCUUUAUUAGAUGAUCACCCUCAAGCAAAAAUAGACCCAUCUGUCUCCUCUUCCAUAGAUUUCGCUCUCUAUAAUGUUAAAUAUUGAUGCAGAAUGAAACUCAGCCUAGAAAAGCAGCGCUUUGAUUGUGGCUGAUUAACAUCUACCUUUCAUGUUGUUUGCUAUCACUCUCCAUUUGAGUUGACCUGGAUAAAAUAAUGAUGCAAUAUGAGGUGGUUUGAUGCGUAAUGCUGCUUUCAUAGUCGUGCUAGAUGUGUAGCUUAAUCUUCUAAGUUAUGGCUCUGAAUUGAACAUGAAUUCAACACGUAUGAACUUCUAGUUAUCUUUAUAUUGGCACAGUUCUCAAAGCAUUCGAACUCAGUGGCCUCUGUAUUUGCUCUUCAGUAUAGCUCAGAAGAAGGUCUGAUUUUCCUUUGCAUGUUUGAUAAUUGUACUUAAUUAUCAAAGAAUUGUAAUACCUUUUAUUAAAUAAUAAUAAUACAAAUACUAGUACAAAUUCUACUACUCACAACAACAAAAAACAAAAAAUAAUAAUAAUUAAAAUAGAUAGAUAAAUAAUAAUAAUAAUUAUUAUUACUAUUAGUAGUAGUAGUUGUAGUAGUGGUAUUAUUAUUAUUAGUGCUAUUAGUAUUAUUAUUAUAACGUUACUUAGAUAGCACUUUUAAGACAAGAGUUUACAAAGUGCUUUAAUGUGCAGGAAAAAAAGAAGAUAAAAAUAACAACAACAACAAGAGAACACUCGGGGGAAAUGUCACACUACUGGCAAUAAAGAAAAAAAUAAAAAUAAAAAUUGGUGGAAGACAUAAAAGCUUUGAUGAAUGUCACAUGAGCCGAGAUGUCAUUAAAACAAAGACAUUAAAACAAAAACAUUUUAAGAGCUGGUGAUACGCAGCCAACAAAGGAACCCAAUCAUAAAAACCUGAGACCAAGGGGACUAUUAUAAAACAUGAAGAAGAAGCAUAAAAAAAGACAAAAUCACAUAAAAGCAAGUCUAAAAAAAUGAGUUUUGAGACUUUUUUUAAAAUCCGCGCUGUAGUUUUUUUUCCUCUUGUUUCUCUUUUUUUUUUUUUUUAAGAAUAUUUUCUUAGAAAUUUUUUUAAGCGUCUUAAUGUAAGUCUAACUUUUAUCUAACACCAGGAGGUCAGCUUAACCGUGAAGACGUGCAGAUGGAGCACACAGUAACUGACAGCGAGCUGAACGGCGGGAAGAGCCUCCACACACUAGAGCUGGAGAUCCAGGAAGUCUUCCUGCGCUUCAUGGCCGCCAUCCUGAGAGGAUACCGCUCCUACCUGCUGCCCAUCACACAAGCCCCCUCUGAGAAGACCACAGAUGCCAGCUCCCUCUUUGACAUUCAAGGUACAUUUUAUGUCCAUGUAGAUUCUCAUUCAUCCAGGUCAUGGUUAUCUUGAAGACUUAAAAACAGGCAACUCUACACUGUCCAGUUGCCUGUUUUUAAGUCUUCAAGAUAAGGUACAUUUUAGCCUCACUCUGAACUGUGUUACGCUCUUUAAUCACAAAGAUGUAUUGACAAGCUGUUGUUUCAGCAUGUUAAUGUGAUUUAUUGUAGCUGGUCAGGGGGAUAAGGUCUGAGUUGCGCCACAUCAAAUUUUUGUCAUGAAUCACUGCUUGUAAUGACUCCGGCGAUUUAACUUAAGCCUCAGUGGAAAUUAGGCUUGGAUGACAAGGCGGAGGAGCCACCAUGAUUAAUAGGACAAUGUCCCGGCACAUCUGCGUGCUCUUAUGCAAGCAGAGCGGUGGGGAACAACUUGUUUUAUAUGCAGUAUUCAUUUCCUUAAAAUCUGCCCUUUGAAACAGCUUGAUGAGUAAAUGUCAUGUUUUGUAAUCGCAUGUUAAUUUCCACUCGUUGAGUUUGUCGUUACAUAAUCUGUUUUGUUUUGCAGGCUUCCUGAAGAGCCGAGACCGCUCCAAUCAGAGGUUUUACUCCCUCAUGACCAAAACUCAGAUGUUCAGCCGGUUCAUCGAGGAGUGCUCCUUCGUCAGUGAUAAAGACGCCAGCCUGGCUUUCUUCGAUGAGUGUGUUGAUAAGGUGAGGUUUGCAGCUAAUCUUUAUUAUGGAUUUUCUGCGUCACAGACAAUUCAUCAGACUAAGUGCACUGCUCCGCUGCUCCAAACUUCUGAAAUUUCAUUAUUUCAUCUGAACUCCACCUGCCUGCAGAAAACAAAAGCUUAGGCUUGUAGAGGGAAGAUGAAUCACAUGUUGUGUGAUUCUUGAGAAAGAUGUCUUGUUAAGGACUUGGUUUAAUUUGAAAGAGGUAAUAAAAGAAAAUAACAGGAGCUUGCAGAAAUAAACAAGCUGUAAUUAACACCCCAGCAUCACCCUGGAGCCUCUUUUUAACGGCACUUAGCUCUUCUCAUCUUGAACGUCCUUUUUCCUUUCAGCCCUUUAAAAAGUGCUUCUCUGUUGAUUGUCGCUUUAUCUUGUUCUUCUCCUUCUUCUGAUUUUCUGCUUUUUUUGUCUUUUCUGCUGCUCUGUUUGUCAUCAUGGCUCCUGUCUCAUAGCUAUUUACCACUGGAAGCAAGGUAAGAAAACAAAGCUUGUGCUGUACUUUUCUGUUUUGACCUUUUUUUACGCGAUAGUAUCAACAGAUUCGAUCAAAAUCAGAGUGUUUUUCAUUGUUUUUCGAGCAUGACUCAGCUCAGAGUUUUUGUGUGUGCGUGCUGGAUAUAAUUAGCUACUUUUAAAAGUGAAGCUUAAAGUGCAGGAAUGUGAAGAUGAGGGUUAGCUGUCAGUGUGUGUCAGCAGUCUGCAUUAUUGAACCAGGUGCCAUUAAAACUGAGCACUCAGAGAUGUUGCGCAGAAAUGUACGACACUCUCAAGUGAUGCUUAGACAGUGAAAUAAAUUAUUUGUGCUUGCCAAUCGCUGACUCUGCUUACUUUUCUAACUCCAAAAGCCUCUCUAAAAUAGAUUAUGAAGCACUAUAGCGGAAGUUAGGCAGCAUUUGUUGUUUGUCAAACUGAAUUUUGUUGUUAAGAUUCGAUCAAGUGGACUAAUCCUGCUCAUUUAGUGUGAGUGGUAUGAAGAUUUGACAGCUUCUAUCAGCAGAACCCGCCCACACGUGUUUUGUAACACAAAAACAUCCUCGUCUCUUCCAAAAAAAAACCUCUCUGUUCUUGCAAACUUGUGAAAUCAGGAUGUCAGAUUCACAGAGCUCCUGUAUGAGUGGUCAUUGUGGUCAUUAUUAUUGGGAAGUGGAAGCAUAGAUCCGCUUUGGUGCUGAGGUUGACAACAAGUGCGUGAUUGAGAAAGGCCCUGUGGGUGUAAGAGGAAGGGCAGCAAGCGGAGAAACACUGAGCAGAAUCGAAGCAGGGGCAAAUAGGUCAGAGGGAGUCAGUUGACUGAAUCAUCCACUCGACUGAGUGGAACAAAGUCUCUAACGCAGAGGCACGGGGGAGUUAUUCAGACCCUGCCAUAAUAUUAGUGUUUUAGUGAAGCCCAUGUUUCAGAUAAGCUGGUAAUCGAUUUCGAUAAGCCGAGUCACCGCAUAUCAGCAUUUCAGGCUCUUAAUGAUCACGGUCAGACAGCUAUUCAGCAGAGAUUUCCUCCUGAAAAAGAAACACAGGGGCUUUACUGUGCAGCACAAAAGAGCGAUACCUCUGUUGUUCUGAGACAGGCCCAUUUCUCCUCACAUCAAAUGAGUUAGACUGUCUGAGCUGGAAUAAAAUGUGGCGGUUUAGUAUCUUCUGCUAAAGUGGUACAUUUUAAUGGUUUCAUGUCCCCGGAGCAACAUGGCAUUCAUUUGGUACAGGUCACUGCAGCCUGGAUUAAUGUAGUCCUGGAGGAUUCAAAGGAUCAAGCUGCUUCCUUGGCAGCACCCUCAUGAGUCCUGGAGUGGGGGCACAGCCUUACUUUCGAUGUAAACUAACUCAGUACUGACAUCUGUUUGUCCUCUUCACUGACCCUCAUGUCAGGUCUGAUCAGAGAGCUUGUACAGUCUUAGAAAAACACGAGCCCACAGGCCGCAUUAGUGCCCUUGGAUAUUUGUUUACUGCGAAGCUAAGAGGAAAAAGGAAGAAAAAAAGGAUGAUGACUGUAUGCAUUUCUCUUGAAAACCAGAUGGACAGUGAACGCCCAGAGGAAACCAGACUGAUUGAACUGGAUGAAUCACACCGCAGUGAGCACACGGUCUAUGUCAACCCUCCGGAGCUGCCGCCACUACCGGAGGGAGAGGAGCAUCCUCUGUGCUACAGGUACCACACUGAACUAGAAAUGACAGCUACAAGACAGGCUGUUUCUCCCUUAUACAGAGCCUUACGUAAACAGUUCAUGAAUACUUCUCAAUGAUACAUUGCAGCCUUCAAAGGAGUGACUCGGCACGAUUUGUCUUGAUUUUUAUAGACUUUAUCACCGCUUUAAGGCUUUGUAGUCAUUCGAGCUGAAACACGUCUCCUUUAGAUUCGUUAGUCAGUGCCCAAGCUUCAAGGCUGACUAUUCUGCUUGUCUUUUUUUGCUCACUUGUGUUUAUGUUGCAUCGAUGUCUUAUAUCAUUUUACAAAUUUGAGUGAGUAUACUUUCUCUGCAGCUACUCUGGGUUCCCUGUGCUGAAAGCUGAGCUUCUGGAGCCGCUGGAGGGACCAAAUCCUUCAUCAGGAGGCAUGGCCUCACGCCACAGCAGCCCAGCCAGCCCUACAGCCAUCUUUAGACGCUCCAAGCAGGUCAGCUUUGGGAAUAGUUGUAACACCUCACAAAUAAGUUUGAUUGGUUCUUUAUUUCUAAAAUGUUUAUGAGAUUACAGUAGACAGAAGUCAGCAGUGAUGGUAAUGAUUAAAAAAUGUACUGCAUGUGAAGCUGGUCAAAAAAUAAACAUUAAAUAGCCAACAGUGAUUUAUCUCAUACGGUAUCCUUUUUUAAGAUUGUCUAAUGUUGAUAUAUUACAGAUUUUUUUAGCUGAGAUAUUCACCCAUAAUGAUUAAUAAAGGUAUAACUGUUAAUAACUGCCCUUGGUUGCUCGUUCAUCUUCAUGUGGAAUCUUUUUUUCUGCCUUAGGAGAUCAAAUCAGCUCAAAGAAUGGCCAAAACCCACUCGUCUAUGCCUCAGAUGUGGUCCAAGUGUCUGCUGCGCCACUGUUACGGCCUGUGGUUCAUCUGCCUGCCCGGAUUUGUUGGGACCUGCCACUCGAAGGUGCGAGCUCUGCGCACAGCUUAUGAUGUGCUGAGGAAGAUGCAGGACAAGAAGUUACAGGCUCCAGAUGAGGUAAGACAGACACAGACGAAAUCCCUUUAGACUGAAAUUCAUCGUUCAGGUUUUUCAAUCUUGAUGUGUUUUUUUGCUCCAGGUGUGUUACCGUGUGUUGCUGCAGCUGUGUGGACAGUACAGCCAGCCAGUCCUGGCAGUCAAGGUGUUGUUUGAGAUGAAGAAAGCUGGAGUCCAACCCAACGCCAUCACAUAUGGGUACUACAACAAGGUCAGUACCACUUUUUUAUUGUGGGUGAGAAGUAAACAAGCAAGUUAGACUCAAGUUUGAACAGGUCUGUCCAAAUGUGAGUGCUUACACUGUUCAUGUUUAUUGUUUAAGGCGGUGUUAGAAAGCACCUGGCCCUCCACCACUAGAGGAGGCUACUUUUUGUGGGGCAAGCUGAGGAACGUGGUCUUGGGUGUGCUCCAGUUUAAGCAAGCAGGAAGAAACAAGACACCGCUCAGAGAUACUCAGCUUUCAGGUAAGGAAAAAAUGAAGCUCUGAUACAACCAAGUAAAACAUCACCCAAUAUCAGUUUAUGAAGGUUGAGCUUGUGGUGGUAGUAUCUCAGGAGGUAGAGCGGUCGUCCAAUAACUGGAAGGUUGGCGGUUCGAUUCCCCUCUAUUCUUUGUCUGUCCAAUAUGUCCUUGGGCAAGACACUUAACCCGUCUUGCUCCCAGUGUGUGUUCUCCACUGGUGUAUGAUUGUGAGUGUUGUGUGGUGGUGGUUGGAGAGGCAGUGGACGCAAAUUGGCAGCCAUGUUUCCAUCAGUCUGUGCCUCUGUGGCAGCUGUGACUACUAAGAUAGUUUACCACCACCAGGGUGUGACUGUGUGAGUGAAGGAAUGAUGUAUCCAAUAGGGUUGUCAACGAAUACUCAAAAUUCAAAUAAAAAAAAAAGAGAUUCUAAUGUGAAAAUUAAUAUUUGAAUAUUAAAUAAACAGAGGGAAAAAAUUGAGUGGGAAAAGAACGGGAAAAAAAAACAGCGGCUGCUUUGUGAGUGAGCGCAGUGUAACAACGGGUCAGGGACAGGUCACAGGAUCUGCACAUGCAGUGAGACUUGACAAAAACCGUCCAUGGCACAUGAAGAGAGAGAGAGGGCGGGAUGUUUGGAGCCAAACUCGGAGAGAGUAGUCUGGACUCCAACGAACUUUAGAAGUCUGUUUGGAAAUUCUUUGGAUUUUGGGCAGACACGGUAGACGGAAAAAAUGCUGAGCUAGAUGAAGUUGUAUGCAAGCUGUGUAAGCUAGAUAUUCAAACAUGUCUGAACCUAUGUGUUAUUUUCAGAGCAAUUUUGACAGCCCUAGUAUUCAGUGUAAAACACUUUAAUGGUCUCUGAUAAAGCUAAAAUCUAAUGCAUUAUUAUUAUUAUUAUUAUUAUUAUUAUUAUUGUUGUUGUUGUUGUUGUUGUUGUUGUUGUUGUUGUUGUUAUUAUUAUUCAAUGCCUGUAAAUAAUUAAGGCCAGAAUGAAAGUCUACGUUAAAUCAGGACUAUUCAUGUCUGAAGUGAAUUGGUGUUGCUCAGCUGUAGUUACUCCACAAUGAUGCACACAGUCGGUAAAUGAUAUGGCCCAAAGAUGAGGGUUUUCCGUUCCUCCUGUGAUCUUUGAUGAAUAUAAACAAGUCUGACCCUGUGGGAGCAGACGUGUCUUUAAGGCUUCGCUGCCGGUUUCAUUACAAGACGCAGCCUCCUACAGCACAUAUCGCUCCCGACCCGCUUUUCUUUAUGGCGUUAAUUAAACAGAGAGAAGAGGCUUUUCUCUCCAGCAGUCUCAGCACACAGGUCGCUCUUGAUGUCAGUCCCUUUUUCCCACAACAGCCCAGUGAGACCCUCAUUACCAUAACGGCAUGUAUUUGAGAGGCUCUGAUGAAACAUUAUGCUUAGCACCAUGCUCUUUGUACUGCAAGGACGGCUGAAUAGACGCCCAUAUAGAGGAUUUUACUCAGAAAUCAUACGGUGGAAAAGAUGCAUCAUCUCACUUGUUCUUCUAGUUCUUUGUUUGAGUAAACCUUUUUUAAAUCACAUGGUGCAUUUGAAAGUUUUCACUCUGCUCUUACUCUGCUCUGCUUUGAAUUCAAAGACAGUAAAGUGAAAUGUUGGUGUCGUUUGGAUCUCUGGCAUCCCUUUAUGUUCAUUUUGUGGCAUUCAAAGCACUCCUGCAGCACUGGGUUCACUGAGUGUUUAUGUGUGGAAGUUAAACCAGCUGGUCUUAUGAUCUUGUCGAUUCAGAGUCUUUUGUUUUUGCGUCUCAUCCUCACUCUUCUCUGUUAUCUCCCUUCAGACGGCAGUGAUCUUGACACAGUCAGUCAUGGCAGCUUGGACAGCGCUAAUGACUCUGCUGAGCGUACUUCCAUCGACACUGACUUCACUAAAAUGGACUCCAGUGAUGAUGGAUUUAGCACAGGUAAGGAGCCAAAAAUCUUCAUCUAUUUCACUCCCAUACUUUAAGUUUGUCACUGCUGCUUUGUUGUGGCCUUGAAAUGUGGUCCAAAUUCAGUUUUCUGAUUCUGACAAGGGAUGUACUGAUCCAAUAUUUGGAUAUCAGCUCCGAUAUUGACAAAUUUAUUGGAUCGGACAGCUGAUGAAUGAUGCUGAUCCAGUCUUUUUUUAAAUUAAUUUUUCUUUGAAUACAUAGAAGUCUUACUUCUUUUUGCUAAUGUGCAAUUGGUUAUUUGUUAAUAAAAAAUAAGUAAAUUUAUAUCUGUCUUAAUUUGCUACCUUUUUUUAACAAGGCUAAUGUCAAGCCUGAUGCCCUCACUCACAGGGCAAGGUAUACAGUUCAUUCAUUCAGCAGUAGUGUUGGAUCAGUAUUGCAUAAUAGCAGAUGCGCUCAACCCAGGUUUCAGUAUCGGAUUGGAUUGGGGAAAAAAUGGAUCGGUGCAUCUCUAACUCUGACACCAUGGCCACAGUUUAAAACAUGAAAACAAAUAUAUAUUUAUUUAUAUUUUUAAAGAAAUGUUAAAUCUUUACGCCGAUUGUCUUUUUGCUUUUGUUACUCAUAGAAAUAUGUUUUUUUCUAAACCGGUGAAAAAUUCCUCACAUGAGUUUGAAGUGGAUUAAAAAGAGGUGCUAAUUAAGUUAAUCACAUUGCAAUGACACCCCAAAAUAAUUGAGGUAGAUGUAAAGUGAACUCAACAUCUAUUAGGUGCAGUACGUAGUUAUCUGUACUCUGCAGAUGUAAGGUUACAAUAACCUGCACAUUUUAAUAGGAAACUGCAUUAAAACACAAUGAGGUAAUGCAAGACAAGUAUUACUUUAACUUUGCAACAACUUUUUAAGGCUUUGAUGAAAAGGGAGUAUUUGUUAUAGAGAAACUCUGUUUCUUUACAUUUUUUAUGAUGCAUUGCAGAUAGAUAAAAGUCGACUCUUUGGGGAUUAUGGUUAUCUAUUAAAAAGCUUCAUACUCAGCUCAUAGUUUGUUUUAUCCCUCAGCAGCAAACAGUUGAACACAGCAGAAAUUCCAUGAGAAUAGAAUAAAUCACAGUGGAGGAGUUUUGUACUUGCAGUGUGACCUUGUGAAUAUGAUGCAUUCAAAGACUCUGUUCCUCGCUCGCUACUUCUGCCUUUCUAUUCUGGGAGUGUUGCGUGUUGAAAGCUGUAGGGAAUGUCACCACGCUCUGCUGAAGAACAACUCUGAGAUCAGUUGUUUCCUACAAAGCAUGCUGGGAGUCCAAACUAAAUGCCUGUUUUUUUGUAUGCACACAGCUCUUUCUGAAAUGUCAAAGUAAAAGAACUCAGUUUUUAAAGGGUAGAGCUUCUUAUCUGUUUCAGGUGGACAGUCGGACCAAGGCUAUGACUCACUGUCAAAAGAAGAGGAGAGGCUGUGCAGCAGAGAAAGUGACAACACACCACUAGUGGAGGAUAAAGGGCUGAGACAGUCCAGUGAGUGAAAGAUCGACUUCCAUCUCUAAUCUUUAACACCGAGUUUCUUUUCUGCUGGAGUGAAUCUUACAGCUCACAGGCGGCAAAGUGAACAGUUUCUCUUUAAAAGCUGGGGUAUCGUGUCACAGAGUGGGUGUGCUGCACCGCGCUCUCUUCACAUCCAUUUGCCGUUAUAUUUAGACGUUUUUUAGAAACAGAUUCUGUCGAUGGAUGAAGGUGUUAUGUAAGCAGGUUGUUGUUUGCAUGACAGGAUUUGUCCUGAAUUGGGUUGCCGAUAACGGCGUGCUGGUGUCUGGACCAAUCUCUGAUCCAGCUGCUAUCAUAAGUAGUCCUCGGUAAAAGGUGUGGUGUUCCCAUCAGAGGAUAAGUCCUUCCUCUUUGGUGCAGAAUACAGCGCAGUCAUGUUUUCACACUGAACAAACCACACAGCUGCUGAGUUUAAUAUUGGCAUCAAACCCAACAGUGCCAAAUGUUUAUAUAUCAUUAGCUCUAAUCGUCUCAUAAAACAAGUCAAAAUACGUCAUUACACUUGAUGUGCGCCACUUUAAGAGGACAAGUUCAGAUACAAAUCUCAUUUCGAGAUAUUACAUGCCAACAAUAAGGACUUGAUUGAUUGUGAUUAGUGAAAUGACUGCCAAUAUAGGAGGCCAAAUAAUAAAUAAAGAGUUUUGUGGAAUGAAUUGCUGUCAGACAUCUUGAUUACCUGAUCAAAUCUCCCUGACAAGUUGAUGUUUUUCAAUCUCUGCAGCCCCUGAGAUCGAGGUUCCAAUCAGCAGCAUCUCUCCUUCAACUCAAAGCUUUAAAUCCACAGAUGUCGAUGCAGGUAAGCUUGAUUUCUAAAGAGGAUUGGAAAUGAGCUGCUAUAAUUGUGUAUGGAUCUUAUGCUGACUGUUUAGGAGCUGAUUUUUUUUUAUCGCCUAUGUUUUUGUCACAGGCAGCCACAACAGGCCGGCUCCCAGCACACCCACUGAAGAAGAAGUUCUGUGUGAGGUUCUGCCAAAAUCUGAGAGGCCAAAAUCUCUGGACUUGUCUGGUGGAGCUGGAAGUCUAAGACUCGCCGUCCCAAAGCAGUCUCACCUGCAUGAGGUGGAGGAGGAGACAGAGGCAGACAAGCAGAAAUGUCAGGGGGAGGGGAGCGCUGAUUUCAAGAGGCAGACUGCGCACAGAGAAAGGAGUGUCAGCUGCAGUGCUGGGACUGCGAGGAGGACAGGUAUCGAAAGGGGCUUUGAUCCCCUGUCUCUGCUGGCAACGGGGGCGGGACAACAGUGUGAUCAGAACAGCAGCGCACCCACCGCCCGGCGGGAACUUGCCGAGGAGAUUGAGACGUACAUGAACAACGGCAACAGCCCCCUUGGCAGCAGCACACCCAGCAUGGACCUGCAGAGCCCCUCGAGCCCUUUCUUACACUCCUCCUCGUCUCCUCGCGCCUCCCCACGACCUUCCACCCUGCUGCGGUCCAACACACACCUCCCCCUGCCUGUCAAAUCGAAGGAGCGGUUGAGGCCAUCACCGUCUCUCCCUCUUGGUGUCUCUAGCAAAGACAGAGAAAGACCUUCCUCUUUGGUGUCGCCCUCAUCACCCACCCCCUCCAACUCGUCCUUCUCCAUGGACUCCCUGUUCACCCCGACACUGGACAUCUUCAAGAGCAGCGUCAUAUCAGCUGGGAAGGGCGUAGCAGAGAAAGCCAGCCGCCUCUACUCCCGCCUGUCCUCUCAGACUUCAUUAACGCAGGUUUGUGGUGCAGAAUUUCUCACUCAUUAGAGCUGCAAACAUCACUCAUCAUGAUAAAAUGAACAAUGAAUAUUUUCACCCUCUUCUGCAGGAUUCUAACUGUGACCGACUCAGCGUGUCCUCACUGACCUCAGGAGACGCAGACUGCUCCUCACUGCUUGAUAAUGACUCCUGUCUGGACCCAGAUGGCUUUACAUCCCCCCAGCACAGCGGCAUGUCCCGGCUCAGGAGGAGCCCUGUUGUUGGUCACGCUAACCUGGGAAGCCCCAGCACCCCCAACAGAGUCUUCAGACACAACUCCUUCUCUGGUCAGUUUCACAUCCUCGAAUCCAUCUGCAUUAAAGACAUUUGAAUAAAGGUCUUAGUUUCCAUGUGAAUUUGGUUUAUGGAAUCUUGCAGUUUAGUCAAAUGCAUAUUUAUCUUGAGUAGUUUGGUUUCUUUAUAAAAACAUCUCUACAGCGUACUUGAGCUCAUUAAAGCGAUGUUUUGGCUGCAGCGGUACUUUAGUUCCCAGUUAAACUCUCCUUGAGAGUCUAAAUUUAGAGGAGGAGGAGAAGGGCUCAGCAAUGUAGAGAGUCGGGUGUUGUUUUGUGUGAAACUAGGCCAGCAGGCAUGAGGACUGAGUCAGAGAGGAGACUUCUCUGAACUCAGCCACAUAAAGGCGCCGUGUUCAACAUAAACAUGCAUCUUUACCUGCACAUCAGUGUCGAGCACAAACAUCUCAUUCAUUUAUUUAGAUCUCCAUUAGCUUUGGCUAAGGACAUCACUAUUCUUCCUGGAGUUUACAUUUACAGUUAACUCUCCAUCGCAGUGCACAGUCACAAAACAUCACGCCACAAAGACAACAACAACAACCACAACAACUCACAACAGUCUACAAGACAACAACAAAACAACAAAACAAUAAAACAAGAACAAUACAAACAACAUUCACAGAUUACUGGACUUCUGAAAUAAUCAGAUGUCCAAAUAUCAACAUGCAUUACACAUAAUUGCAUUAAUUUACAGAAACAGUACCUAAUACGUAAGGAGACUUCAGGUAUUUCAAGUAAAUCAGACAAACUCUGAUUGAUUGUACCAAGUAGCUUCAUCCAAAUAGAGAGCUGUUUGACUCAUAAAUGUUCUUUCACUCGAUCUCUAAAUCUGUGUUUGUUGUGUUCUUGGAUAAUAUGUCCUGGCAGAGUACUCCAUAUCACCAUGGCUCUAUGCAUUACCAUACUUUUUGACACCUUUUCGACACCUGCACUGGAGUAAACGUCCACUGAUGCUUCAGGGAUGGAUAGCUGUGGUACUUGUGUCUCAUCUUGGAUGGGACUUGUGUGUUUAAUUGUGUUAUACUUUAUUGUUUCCAGGUGGUUUGGCACUUCCAUCAAAAACUCCUUACACUCCUGAUUCCUCCCCUGAUACCAAACGCUUUCAACCGGCUCCAAAUUACACCAUCGAGGUAUGAUACUCAUAAUAUCUAUUAUUCUCACACACACAGAGAGAUGAGGUGGACUGGAUCAAACUAUCAUGAUUAAAUGUCUUACUCUCUCUCUCUCUCUCUUUCUCUCUCUCUCAUCUUGGUACUUUAGGUGCAGAUGUCGAGUUGUUCCCUCUGUAAGACAUGUGACUGCCUGGUGUAUGAUGAGGAGAUCAUGGCCGGCUGGACAGCCAAUGACUCCAACCUGAACAGCAACUGUCCAUUCUGCGGCACAGCCUUCCUGCCUUUCCUCAAUGUGGAGAUCAAAGACCUGAGACCACAGAAGAGGUACAGUCCAAACACAGUGUAUACACACACAUAUAUAAUACACUUAUGAUUCAAAUAUAAUUCAGAAAGACUUUCAUCCAAAAGAAAUUCAGUGACAAUAUAGAGCUGAAUGUCUUUGUGACUUAUGCAAGACUGUCUAUUCUUGUACUGCUGUGCUAUCUCUGCGCUCACAAACACUCACAAAAGUCCGCCCAGACAGGGAAUGUUUUUAUCCCCGUGGCCUUGUUAAAGAGGUCUACUUUGUGUCUCCCCUCAGGUCUUCUGAGGAAACUAAUCCUGUUACAGAGGAGGAUGCGGAGGAACUCGAUUCAGAGGACAAAAACCCCACAGUGGACUGUGCAGCUGAAUCGUCUGCGGCUCGCCUGCAGGAGCAGCAGAGAAGCGGGAGUGAACCAGCCUCAGCUCCAGUCACAGUGCCCUACCUAAGCCCUCUGGUUUUAUGGAAGGAACUAGAGAGCCUCCUUGUUAAUGAGGGAGAUCAGGCCAUCUCCUCUCCAAGUAUUGUGGACCAACACCCGAUCGUCUUUUGGAAUCUAGUGUGGUACUUCAGGAGGCUGGAGCUGCCGAGUAAUCUGCCUGCUCUUGUCUUGGCAUCUCAGCACUGCAGCGCUAGAGACCAGGUAAAGAUCAGUGCUCAUCAUAAAGAUAUCAAUCAAUCAAUCAACUCUAUUUCUCAGGAAUCUGUAGAUUUUGCCUUUUAUAAUCAAGAUGAAAACGUAGCGACUCUCAGUAUUUGAACAUGAUAACACCAAAGCAGGACUAAGAAAGUGGAACUGAUUUUGUUGUCUUUGUUUUCUGCAAGACAAGCGUGAACACAGAUUAUUCCUUUAAACCGCUUAGGCCUCAAAAUAGUUGGACUUUGGUGACCCCUAGUGGUCAUUAAAAAAAAAACAAUAGCAACAAUGUAGGAUCGAGGAUUUUGCAGAUAAAAUCAGAAGUGUUUAGGAUUAUAUCUCUAAUAUGUCUCUGAAUACACUUCAGAGUAACUGGUGUGAAUUACAAACAGCCAAUAAAACCAAACUAAAUAAUCUUUCUGUUUUCCACCCUGCAGACUCCCCUGAGUGUUUCCUCUGAGGACAGUAAGCAGGUGCUUGUGAGGAUCAUGUGGGACAACUUGAAGUUGCACCAAGACAAAGUUCAACCCUGCUACGUCCUGUGGAACACACAUUGUAAGUUUGUUAUAUGUUUGUCCGAACAGAUAAAGGGUAUAACUUGUUUGAACGAGGGAAAUUACCUCCACAAAAAAAUUCUGCUGGUAACACUGUCAAGUUUGAUCAAGGUCGGACAUUUACAUGCAAAUUAAAUAAUGCAUAUAAAGUAACUAAGAAGAUCAUGCAUAAUUCAGUUCAGGAUUCCUUUUAGUCAUGCCGCCCUUUAUCAGGGUAAAACCCUCAGAGUUGAUUUUCAGGCACGGAGAUGAAUGAACCUUUGAUCGGUUGGACUUUUAUCUCUCGCUCUCUGCAGGUGCUAACUCACUGGUUCGCUCGGGGCUAUGUGAAGAAGGGCAGCUUUUCACUGUGGAGCUGCUGCAGGGGUUUGUGAGGAGCAUUAAGAAGAGUGAUGUUUAUCAGCCCAUGAGUCAAAUCAUCCAGCUGCUCGGACCGGAGCUGGGCUUUAAAAGACAGAGGUGAGAAAAUAAAGAUAUUAGUAGAAUGCCUCAUGUGAAAAAAGAUGAUGAUGAUGAAAACAGAAGAUUUGAUUGUUCUCUCCUGUUUUUUCUCUCAUUAAGGAGUCUCUAUCGGGAUUUAUUGUUCCUCGCUCUUGUGGCUUUGGGUAAACACAACAUAAAUAUCAGUAAGUAUAAAACAUAAAACCUUUAUCUUUAAUCAUUAAAGCUGUUUGUUGGUUGGUCGGUCUGUCACUUUGAUUCAGAGUAAACACUUGGACUGAGCUCCCCCUGUUGGCUGGCUGCGAAGCCUACCUCUCCUGUUGUUACUGAAUGCUGAAGCUUCUAUUGCUUAGUUCUAUUCAAUAAGUGCAUUUAAAAGCAGUUUUUCAGAAUCAGAAAUACUUAAAUAAUUUCCAGGGGGAAAUUGCGAUUUGUCACAGUAACUCCAUUGAAAAUAAAGUAGAAAGAGGAGAUAAAUUAUAUAUAAAAUUAGUAAAAAUGAAGAGAUAAAUAGAUAAAAUAAGUAAAAUAAGUAAAAAUACAGAGAUAAUAUACAAGUAUGUACACUAUAUACAACACAAAAUAGUCAAAUAGUGUGCAUGAAAAUAGUGGGCGGAGUCCAGGUAAAGACUACUGACUGAGGGUGUCAGAGUCACUGAGGGAGGAGUUAAAAAGUCUGAUGACCACCGAGUGUCUUUUAGGCAUCAUCAAAAAAAUGAAUCAAGUAAAAAGCCACUUGCAGCACAUCAUGUCUACAUUCUUAACCCACUCUGUUUCACUUUUUGCAGAUGCUUUCGAUCGGGAGUACAAGCUUGCAUAUGACCGCCUCACUCCCAACUUAGUCAAACUGACACACAACUGUGAUCGGCCCCCUGGAGCAGGGGUCAUGGAGUGCAGGAGAACUUUUGGAGAGCCCAGUCUGUGAAGUACUUCACCUCUUCUUUUUUUUCCCACUAAGUUUUUCUGUCAGCUGCAGACACUGCUGCUGCUGCUGCUGUGUUUUUGUUUCUGUUUUUGUUUUUUUUGGACUCCUCCCUCUCAGGACCAGCUCACCUGACUGGAGCACACAGCAAUGAAGCACAAAGAAAAAUGACUCUCAAUGUAAAGCAACUGCCAGGAAAUUUCACGAAUACUGUUAAGAGCUGGGAGGCACGAAAGUGACAGGCCUUGCAUUUGUAAAUAUGAUUCACUGUAUUAUUAGUAUAAUUACGGUAAAUUUUUGUACAGUUAUUAUACAGUCUAUUUUAUGACUUAGUUUCUGUCCAAGUUGUCAGUCAGAUAUGUACAAUAAAUGUGCGGCACAUGUUUGAAGCCCUAAGUGGUCCUGGUGACCUUGUAAAGACUGUUGUUGAGUGAGUGAGUGCGUGCGUGCGUGUGUGUGCGUGUUUGUAAAAUAAGUACUUUCUUUUUUAAUGUCUUGUUUUUACGAAGCACUUUGGCAGAAUGAGCUCCUGCCAUUCAUUCUCCUUGACGUAAUGCUGCAGCCUGGCAGCCAGUGCUUCAGCGACUUUUUAUUUGACAGCUGCAGGACUAAGUGUCCCGUCUGAUAUUCCCGUGGUACGCAAUGAAGGAAAGCAGAGACAUUCCUCCUCAUCUGAACCCUGUGCACCUAACUGGGUGAUGCUGAAAUGCUUGAAUACACUAAAAUAGAUUAAAAAUAAGAAUUUUUUUUUUUUUUUGAAUAAUAAUAAUCUGCAGCAAUGUACUUUUUUUUAAUCUUUUUGAGUUGUGUUUUAUGUUUACUUCCAUACCUAAAGAACUCAAAAGGGAUUACUGCUUCUAUGAUUUGUUCCCAUUAUUUUAACCAAACAAGAUUUUAUAAACUGAGGAGUGAAAAAUGUGUUACAUGGGACCACUAAGAAUGGAUUUCCUCAAAAUGGUACAAUCAAAUUAUUACUAAAUGAAUAUAAAUCUUAAUUUUUUUUUUAAUUGCCAGAACAGUAAUAGAGAUAUAAUAAUGUACAGAGUAUUUGAUUGUAUUCUUUCUUAUACUUUCCUUUAAUCUUCACUGUUAAGUGUAGAUGUAGGUUUUAGACAUUUGGACAGCAGUGCUCUGUUAAAUGUGACAAACAGCUCAGAAAAUAAAAGAAAAGUUUGACAUGUUAUUGCACUGCACAGACUUAAUGUCAAAGGUGUUCAGUUCGAACAAUAGCUCUGACCUGCCCUGAUCCGAAAUCACUUUCAAAUACUGAGUGUGAUGGUUCACUGUGUUGAUAUUGUAAUUCACUUGAAACUGACAAAAACCUGUCUACAUGUGAUGAAGCGCCACAGAUGAUUUUGGACUUCUCACACUGACUCAUGUUGAUGAGAUGCUGGAAAAAAAAGACUGGAAACAAAAAAAAACACACAACUCUCAGCGUGUAAAUUUGCAUUUUAUUCACCUUGUGGAUUUGUAAAAAAAAAAAAAAAAAAAAAGCACUGAUGACCAAAACAUCACUCAAUGUCUACCUGUUGUUUACUCAAUUUGUCAACUCAAACAAUGUUUAUGAUGUAUUAUUUAUUAUUUGUAACACAGAUACUUAUUUGUAUGAUUUUUAUAUAUAAAGAAAAGGAAUUCAAAAUUUCCUCUCUGGCUAAGUCUUUGGUUUGCUUUCAUUUAUGAAUAAACACAUUUAUUCUAUGGAUGUCAGUUCAUGUUCUUUGAAAGCUGAGUGGUUUUGCUGCUGCAACAUUUUCAUCAAAGAAAACAAGAACAGGUUUUUCUGUAGCUUCUACAAAUCAGUUGUUUAAGCAAGUUGAUGCCAGCAUAAAUAAAAUUCUCAUUAAAAGAACUUCAUAGUUUUCACAAACCCUGCCUAUCCUAGACUUCUAAUGCUUAUCUACUUUGUAAACACUGUAAAUUAUGUUUUCAUCUCUGUUAGUGUUUAUUCGCUCACAUAUUAUAUAAGGGAAUUUGUCAUGUUUAAUCUAAAAAUAUACAUAAAAGCCCUAUCCUUUGCCUAAAGAGAGUAGUUCUUCCACUGGCUGGAAUAUAGAGCAACUACAGCUGCUUUCCAGCUCUCCUAAGAUCAGUCUGAGACAGUUCUGCUUCAAAGUUCUGCCAACAAGAAUCCCUGCUGUGGAGAAGUCCUCUGCUCGCAUGUUCAGAUGGACACAGGGCAGAUAAUGAUGCGAUCCUCCAGCAUCACACUGAGCACCAGGAAGAUAAAGUACAGCAAGAACAGGGUGAAACCAAGAGCUUUAUUCAUACUCCACUUGCAGAACGCAAUGGAGAUGAUGACGAAGAGAAGCAUGAUGAAAAGAAGCACGAUGGCACAGAAGAGUCCGUUGCUGCUCACUGCCACCGGGGCGAAACCGUGGAAAAUCGAGUACAAGAGCCAUGGGACUGGGAGACUGUUGAGACAAGGAGACAGAAAAAGAAACUUAACUGCAGAGAAAUGAAAUGAGCAAGCGUUCAUGAGCUUUUCCUCUUCAAUUCUAUCAGAGCUCACCCCACAGUGAUGUCAAAGAUGUUGCUGCCCACAGAGCUGGACACAGCCAUGUCCCCCAGGCCUUUACGGGCCACAAUCACACUGGUAAUGAGGUCAGGAAUAGACGUCCCUGCAGCCAGAAUCGUGAGGCCCAUAAUCUCCUCUGAGAUGCCAAUAGUCUCACCAACCUACAGUGGAUAAAACAUUAGAUGGAAGUGUUGUAACUCUUCGUGACACUGGACAACACCAGUAUCAGAACAGCACUGCGGAUGCUGGGAGAGGACUGCCAAUGAUGUCCUUCUCUCCCAAACCUGACUUUGUGGUCCUGUUGUAUAGGGUUAGAGUUUUAGGUCCUCCUACAGUACAUCGUCUCUUUAUCUCAAAGUUAUCUUUCUUUACCAUCUGAUUUACACCUAACUUUGAAGUGUGACCUGUGAUCUGCAAAACCACCAACAGCUAGAUUGUCUGGGCCAGGUACCAUAAAAGAAACACAAUACACAAAUUCCAUACUCAGGUUAUCAGAGGCUAUCCCUGGGAAAUACCUCAAGGCAGUGCAUGCUGGUACUGUACUCCAGAUACCACAGAAGCUACAGAAAUAAAAAAUUACUCUUUGAUCUUAGCUAACAUGAGUUCUGGACAGUGAUAGUUUAAUUAAUAAAUUAAUUAAAAUCAAAUUUCUCAGUGUUUCUUGAACCCACCUGAUGGGCCCACCACACCAUGAGGUAGGAGAAAACAGCAAUCCACAGAAUAGAGCCCAGGAAAGUGACAGCAAAGAACCUUCUGGAUUUCUACAGGAUAAAGGGAGAUCAAAUUAAAUCACAGCUCUGAGGUUUGUAAAACACCUCGAUUGAUCACAGAGAUUUGGAGGAGGCUGUACUCGGUUGCGGACGUCAGGAACUGUGAGCCACAGAGGGAAGAUUAUGGGCAGCAGGAAGAGGUAGGUGGCUUGUUUGAGUCGCGUGUCAGGCCAGUCUAAAGACAGGGGUUCCUCUUCUUUCUCCUCCUCCUCAUCUUCAUCCUCCUCAUCUUCAUCCUCACUGAAUUCAUCGCUGUCAUCAUCACUGUCAUCCUCGCUGUCAGAGUCUUCUGAGCCUCCUGACUCAUCCUCACAUCCUCCUGCUGAUACAUCCUCCUGGAGAGAUCACAAUGGAUGACAGCAGAGGCAGAAAAGGGAAAAUAACAAAGAGGAGGACUUUUGUCUGAAGUUGUUUCUCUGUUUAUGGAGUCUUACAUAGACAGUUACCAAAGACUGACUUCUGGGCUUUUUGGUAACCACCAGGAUGUGGUUGGAGAAUACCUUCUUGUCCUCAGGCUGCUGCUUCUUCCUCUCAGUUUCUACGGCUGGGAUGUCCUUUGGCUCUUUGGUCUGCUCAGUUUUUCCCACAGCAUCUGUGAAAGAUAACCCAGAGUGUUACACAAGAUGAUGGUUAAUACACUUUUUCAAGGAGUUGUGAGGAGCCUCUUCAGUCCGGCAGAGAUGAUUGUUUUUAUCUUGCAUAUGUAUGAAAAUUAUCCUGCAUACACAAACUAAUAAGAUGUUCUGUAAGUGUUUGUGCAUCCCGUUUCUUUCCAUGUUGGUAGCUUAGGAGGAAGAGCAGUUGUCCAACUGGGAGGUUAGCAGUUCAAUUCCCCCUGUCCCUAGUCUGUCCAUUGUGUCCUUGGGCAACAAACUGAACCUACCGUGCUCCCAGUGUGUGACUUCCACUGGUGUAUGAUUCGUAUGUAUGUCAAUUUGGAUAAAAGCGUUUACUAAAUGACUUUGUAAUUAAUUUAUCAUUUGUAAUCAUUAUUGGCUCCAACAUUGUGUCUAUUAUGACAACAGGACAUUAAGGUCUCUCACAGCUACCUUUGUAGAUGUUACAAGCUUGAGCACAGAGAGUAAUAAUUUAGCUGACAGUCACUGACAGCAGUGUGAUCUCCCUAUUUAUGCAUGAAAUCUUUAGACACAUUCACAUCUAAAGCACCUCAGUGGAGUUUUUUUGAUGUUCAUGGAAAAGACUCACAUUUAAAUUUAUGCUUUUGCAUGACAUCUAAGAGCUAUGAAAGAGGAUUAAGGCCACAAGAAGAGAAAAGAAAAUACAGGAGAGAGAUUUUUUAAAUUUCCAUUCCAAGAUUAAAGUCGAAAUUUUGAUGUUAAAGUCGAAAUUAAAAAAAGUUGAAAUUUCAACUUGAUUCAUGUCGACUUUAGCCUCAAAUUUUAUUUUUUUUAUCUCGAAAUUUUGACAUUAUUCAUGACAUUUCGACAUUUUGUAAUCUCGAAAUUUCAAUAUUAAAACUUUAACCUUGAAAUUUCAACUUUAAUCUCCCUCCUGUAAUUAUUUUUUUCUAAUCCUGUUUCGUAAAGGGCAAACAAGACUGUUAGAAACAAGAUUGAUGAUUUUUUUAAAUGGAUUUUUAUGGGUUGUCAAAUUUGGCACAAACCAAAACCUUUUCUCAGGUGCUCUGAUAAUGUUCAUAUCUUUACAAAGGUAUUUUUCAAGAGAACAUCAUGAACAAUAUUGUGAUCAAAAUAUUAAGUAUCAAGUUUGCUAGGAAAUGGUCAAAAACACACUUGAGCUGUUGUCUAAUAAUAGCUUGAAAAGUUAGCCAUUUUUCUAUUGCUCAAAAAGGUGUCAUAACCCCUGAAGUUAGUGCUGGGCGAUAGGACGAUACAUAUCGUGGGCACGAUAGAAAAUGUCUAUCGUGCCAUUUUUAUUUUUAUCGUUUCGGGCGAUAGGCUGUAUUUUAUCCAUAGGGCUUGUGCCAUCAGAUGAUUCAUAGUAACAACAACAAUAAUUGCACAUUCAGUAAGUGUAUUUGGUGUCGAACGGGAAAGAAAACAAUAUUUUCUUACAAAGAAAAGGAUGCGUUGACAUGUAGGCUCGCAUUUCUCUUUCGAUUUUGCGACAUGACGCCGCUUUAUGUGCCCUCUUCGUGUCCAGCGUCUCCCGCCGUUGCGGGUUACCUGGGUUACACACGUGAGGGGAUCAUUGUAAGCAGUGCUUAAUUUGUGCCGGAGCAAGUCGGAGCGCGAUCCGGGACCUCUUUUGAUCGGAUCCGCGACCUAUUUCAGCCGCUCCGGCACCUGCUUCAUCUGCUCCGGGACCUUCCCUGUAGAGGAUGACAUUUUUCGGGAAUUCCCGUGGGUCACGUGAUUCCCGCGGGAAUCCCAUGGGAUGGGAGUCAUUUUUUAAUUAAUCCCUUGAUCGGAACGGGACGGGGAAAAAGGCAACGGGAGUGGGCAGGAGCGGGAACAACAUUAAAAGAUGAUCAUUUUCAGCCGUGUUUAACAACCAGCUGAACAGGUGCGUCCAUUUUUGUAGUCAUCUCUCAGUGAGAGCCAACACUCUUGACCGCGCUAGCAACACAAAAGAACUACAACAGUGGUUUGACUUCCUGUCAGCUGGGAGCGCGGCUGCGCAUUUCUACCCUUCAAGCCAGCAGCGAGGAAACGUAAUUUUGUGACAUUCUGUAGUUUUUCAAUCAUUUCUGGAGUCGUGGCGAAUCAAAUCACCCUACCUGUCAGCCCCUGAUAGGCGAAUAAAGCGCUCGGAUUCAUGCUCGGGUCUUCCUACGUGCUUCAAGAGUAAAGUAAACAAUGAUGGAGGCAGAGAGCAGCUUUGGAGGAGAAACAUCUAGCAGUGUGAACAACCUCUUCAAAAGAGCCCUAAAGACCUACCUUUUUAAUAAAGCCUUUGGUUAGUUUUCCUCUAUGCUUUAUGCUUUUACUACCUUGCCUCUUACAUUGCAACUCUAUAUUUUUUAUUUUUUUUAAUUCUUUUUUUAUGCCAAUCUGUGACUGUCAUUCUAUUGCUUUUUUAUUGUUGCUGCUCUUUUUUUACUGUGUACUGUAGCACUUUUAGAUUUUUUGUAAAUGUAAAGUGCAUUACAAAUUAAAUUUAUUAUUAUUAUUAUUAUUAUUAUUAUUAUUAUUAUCAUGGAGUGCUUUGGCUCACACUAUCGGCGUUUUCUGUGAGUGUUGCAUAACUUUGGGUGAGCGCAGACAUGAACGCACUUCGGCCACGUAUUUAUUUAUUCAUUUUUCUAGUUUUAAGUGCUGGUCUUGUACUGGUACUGUACUAGUGCAGCUGUAUACACUUACAUUUUUCAUAGAACUGAAAGCAUACCAUAGCUAUAUCGUGAUGUAUAUCGUUAUCGUGAUAUAAAAUGAUCCAUAUCGUGAUAUACAUUUUUUUCCAUAUCGCCCAGCACUACCUGAAGUACCAUAAUGAUAAAGCUAAGGCUAGCAUUUAGACAAUAUUACUGUUUGGUGGUUUAGAGAGACUUUAAAGGGGCUCUGUUGUUGUUGUAGUACAGCUCUCAUGUAUCAUCAUAAUGGAGAUUAUUAGCAUGAGUGAGUAAACUUUUACUCAUCGGUUCAAAUACCAAAGAAUUUCAUUGUUGAUGUGAUGCAGAGCUUUGCAGCACAAAUGAGCAGCUUUCAUAAAAGAAUUGACGGCUCAGUUAAAGCUCCCCAAUCAGAGUUUACCUUCACUUCUAUCUUGAGCUUUUCUCCCUGCUGUUCGUCUGGCCACAUUAUUCAGAGACGCAGCCUUGUCCUUAAAUUUCCCUACGAACAAUCAAACAAGCAGAUAUUAACAGAGAAUCAUGGUCAAUGUUAUGUUACAAGAAGGACAGCCAUCAUUAGAGACGUUCUCAAAGCAGACAGCUGUCAAUCAUUCAGUCAUCCACUGCACUGAUGAGGUACUUACCUUCUCCUAGAGGGUCUAAAGUGUGGAUCAUGAGCUGGAAGAUGGUGUUUCUCAUGGUGCUGUUGUGUAGAGAAGCUGAACUUCCCCCUCGCUGCAGGGAAGGCUUCAACUGAGGAAAGAGAUGACUGAAGUCUCAACAACCUCACUCAGAAACAGACAUGGAAACUUCAAGGGAGCUUUGAUGGAGGUCGAAUUCAGAUCUUUCUUUUGAGGGUGGCCUGAUCAUUGGUAGGGUUGCACAGAGCUUAAUAAGAUAUCACAUUUCAUAUAAAACUGAACAUUUUUAAGGAUUUCUGGCAAAAAAAAAAGUUUCUUUGUGUUGACUGAUUAAUCUAUCUUUUUAUUUUAUUUUAUUUUUUACCUUUAACAGAUUCUUGUCCUCUGGAGAAGGAGGGGCAUUAUCUUCAGCAUCCCCAGUUGUCUGUGUGCAACAAUGUUUUGUUCAGUUACAACCAUCAAUUGGCAGCGAUAGAUGGAUGUUUUGUCAGUUUGGUGGAGCUUAAAUAUUCAAAUAUGCUGUAAAAUGUGACCUUGUACAAAGUGUUAUUGAACAAAUUGAACACCCUGGGGUCGUGCCAGUCAAACAUGUCAGUAAGGAGGAGAAUCAGCCGUUCAUGAACCUGAAUCUGUUGAAGAAGGCUGUUGAAUAAUUAAUCCUACUCAUAGGUAUGCAUAUCACCCCAUAUGUGCUCCAACAAAUAGCUUGAGCAUGUGCAAAAACUGUGCUCAAAUGAAGCCUCAGUCAGAUUUACCAGGCUUACAGACACUCUAUGUUGAUGCUACAGUUUGUACAUAGGUUCAUGAGGGAUUAGUUUGCAGCAGCUCAUCAGCCUUUGUCUCUCAAGGCCUUUGUUCACUCUUUCAUCACAAUCUACUUAUUUUACAGAGGUAGGUUGGAGAAGUAAUGACAGUUUCUUUUGAAGUAAUAAGCAAUUCCGCUUUUGAUAAAUAUAAAAGAACAAGAGAUUAAAAUGUCAUCCUGGACAACUACACAAAAGGGUUAGUUUUACUUCUGAGAAUAUGCAUCUUCAUAAAGAGCGUCUUUAAUCUGGCAGAAUUAUGUCUUUGAUUAAAAUAAACACUGAUAUGGCAGCUCUGAUUUUAGAUCAGUGCUUUCUCUUUUGUAGGAGUGCUUACCUUCUCAGAUUCUUCCACAGCAAUAAUUUGAACAAUGUUCUUGUGUUUGUGAAGUUGGGUCUUGAAGGCUUGCUCUAUCUGCACAUUAAACUUCAUAAAGAUCACAUAGGUAGUGUAGCUGGUCACCAGCAUCAUGCUUUCCCACCACAGUAUCACGUUGUCCAAGAAGAAGAUGAUGAGUAAGAUGAGGUCAAAUAUGUAGAAGGAUACGUCUCUGAAAAGUGGCCACCAGGUUAGGUGUAGAACCUCCCGUGAAAACAAAGCGCACAUUCCUAUCACAAACAAAAUGUUGAAGACUGCUGAUCCAACAAUCGUGCCAAUACCCACAUUACUGUGGGCGAUGAAUACUCCUAUCAAGGAUGUGAAAAGCUCGGGAGCAGAGCCUCCAGCAGCCAUGAAAGUGGCUCCUGCCACAUCAUCAGAGAUGGCCAACUUGUCUGUGAUUACACCCAGAGCAGGGACGAAGAACUCAUCACACACGAUUGCAAGUGAAAUGAACAUGUACAUCAUCCCAAUAAUGUGGAGGAUCACCCAGCCACGUCUUCGGUCUUCAACAGAAAAGAUAUCUUCAGGGUAUUCACCUUUAAUGUGGGGAGCUCCUCCAGGAGGAGCAGGAGUGAAAGUAGUUGUAGGAGGUGUGGGGGUUUCCUGUGCCAGCUCAGGGACCGAAAAGAUGCAGUGAACAAAAGUUCGGUUUGUGGUUGGAGAUGGAGACUCAGUGGUGGGGGACUGUUCAAAAUUUGAGGAAGAAUCAAGAGAGUACAUCACAUUCACCUCGGGUGUUGUUUGAUCUGUGUUUUCUGAUCUAAGUGUGGUAGUAAAGGGUUCAUCUUGUCCCUGAGUCUCUGCUGUCAUCGCUUCGAUCUCUGUUGAACCUUCGCCAAAAUCCUCUCCAACCCGAGACAGGGACAAAGGCUCAUACAGUCUGGCACUGAUGGUUAGCUGGUAGAAGGAACAGAGAAAAACCCCAGAGAGUAGGAACAAAACCCUGCUCACCUGCAGUCGCUUUCGUCUUGUACAAUACAUUUUUCCCCAAAGCAAUA
Molecule: messenger RNA, 33716 nt
Organism: Xyrichtys novacula (pearly razorfish)
Lineage: Eukaryota; Metazoa; Chordata; Actinopteri; Labriformes; Labridae
Source: the annotation of a GenBank genome assembly